AUGAACCACUUGAGCGCAGUUCUGAAGGAAUGUGAGCCCGUCAACACCGAGAUAGCACGCAUGACUUGGAAGUGUCUUCAGGGGACGCAUGGUCAAUCGUGGGUCAGUCUCAUCUCGUCUCUGCGGGGCUUCCAGGCAUCCGCCUUCAAGGAUCCCGAGAACUCGCCUCUUGGUAACCACCUUGGCAACAUCUUUCAAUGCCUCCAUGGUGAACUCGGCAUCCCACCAACCCCGGGACAAGCCCAUCAAGAAACUGAACUGGACGUCGAGAUGAUCGAUACCAAGAAUGCUGAGGGGACACAGAGGAAAGCCCUUCAAACAGUCAUUGGGAGCUUAGAGACUGUUCUCGGCAGGAUCUCCAAGAACAUAUAG
Molecule: messenger RNA, 372 nt
Organism: Fusarium subglutinans
Lineage: Eukaryota; Fungi; Ascomycota; Sordariomycetes; Hypocreales; Nectriaceae
Exons: 1
Coding region: 1-372 (123 amino acids)
Source: RefSeq, a predicted model, not a curated record